Molecule: messenger RNA, 1758 nt
Organism: Microdochium trichocladiopsis
Lineage: Eukaryota; Fungi; Ascomycota; Sordariomycetes; Xylariales; Microdochiaceae
Exons: 5
Coding region: 107-1669 (520 amino acids)
Molecular function (GO): N-acetyltransferase activity
Source: RefSeq, a predicted model, not a curated record
AGCCCGCGCGCAUCAUCAAACGAGACAUGCCCGCUGACAAAGUCUUUCUUCGCCUCGCCGCAACUCGUUCGUUUCAUUGUCUAUUCUGGGUUUAACGUCCAUCACCAUGGCGUCCACGACGCAGACGCCGCCAGCCCACCUGCGGGUCCUGCGCAAGUUCGGCAUCAACGAGACGUACCAGCUGGCCAUGUAUCUCCUUGAUCAGUAUCGGGGGACAUCUCUGUCCUGCCGCUACGCGAUCCCGGCGCGCAUGGCAAGCCCGGAAUCGCGUCCCCAGCUCGAGCAAGCAGUCACCGCUGCCGUGCUGGACAUCAUCGCCAAACACCCGAUGCUGCAGGUCGGCACCAAGAACGCGACAGCCAAGACUCCCUCAUGGGUACAGCUCCCGCGCCUGAAUCUGUCCGAGCACAUCCAAUGGCUGUAUCUCGAGGCCAACGACGACUUUGCGCAACGGGUGCAGCAGGUAUUUGCCGAGCAGCUGGACGACAAGUACCCUGACUUUGAAGAAUUUUUACCACACUGGAAAGUCACUGUCAUCCGGCAAGGCCCGGCCUCGACAGAGAUGGAAGUCCUGCUCACGUGGAACCAUCAGCACUUUGACGGCGCAGGGGCCCGGGUCCUCCAGGAAGACCUGCUCGCCUCGCUCAACGCCAUGCUUAAUGCAGAUAGCAAAGACAAGAGGUCUACGACCGCCCAGGCUUCGACGCUACCCACCAACACCCUCACGCUUCCAUCGUCUCCACCACCAAACCUGCCAGUCCCCAUUGAGAAGCUCGCCAAGCUGUCCGUCGGCGUCGGGCAUUUCCUCCGCACAGUCUACCAGGAAACACGCCCGCCCAUCCUGACCCGCGACCCUUCCUUUGCGAAGUGGUGUCCCAUCCGCAGCGGCGUUCCCUACAAGACGCAGUUCCGGUGCUUCGACGUCGACGCGGCGGCGCUGAAGACGCUCAUCGCCUCGUGCAGGGAGAACCAGACCACCAUCACCGGCCUGAUGCACGGGCUCGCGCUGGUCUCGUUUGCGAGGCACUUGCGCAAGGACAGAGCCACGGCUUUCCAGUGCUCCACGGUCAUGGAUCACCGACGCAAUCUGCCGGCGGACGGCACGGCAGAUGGGCCCUGGGGAGGAAAGGAUCGGGCGCACAGCUCGCAGCUCGUCGCGAGGAUACGUGGCCUGCUUGACCCCCUUUCGCGGGAGAAAAUGGGCACGGAAUAUUUCUUGUCCACCGAGCUGGUCCGUGAAGUGUGGGCGGUCUCGGCGCAGUCGCGCAAGGAGAUUGCCCGACAGCUUGAGCUCGGGCUCAAGAACGACAUUGUGGGCAUGUUCAAAUUUGUCGGGGACUGGCAGCAGACUAUGAAGGAAAUGGCCAAGAGGCCACGACAGUUCAGCUGGCUCGUCACGAAUAUCGGUGUUCUCGAUGGGCAAGGGAAGCGUGGUGGUGGUGAUGGUGGUGGUGUUGAGAAUUCUGUCGGGUGGUCUAUCACCAGGGCACAGUUUGGACCCAGCGCCGAGACGCCCGCAGGUGCGAUCGAGUUCUCGCCUGCCAGCGUGGCUGGUGGCGCGAUGUGCGUCGGUGCAAACUGGCAUGACUGUGCGGUGGACGUUGAGCUGGGAGAGGCCGUGGUGGGAGACAUGGAGCGAUGGCUGAACCAGCUGGCCAGAGAGAAGUAGACCAGUAAUAGUGUGCGUCCAGCGCGGGUGUAGUUUGUAGAAGAACAAUAAUUCAUUUAGACUAUUAAUACAAUCUGGAUUUAGUUGCA